This is a messenger RNA of Mya arenaria, 855 nucleotides long. RefSeq names its product fatty acid synthase-like. The record is from RefSeq and is a predicted model, not a curated record. Gene Ontology annotation, molecular function: fatty acid synthase activity. Bases 1 to 855 code for a protein of 284 amino acids. Lineage: Eukaryota; Metazoa; Mollusca; Bivalvia; Myida; Myidae. Gene Ontology annotation, biological process: fatty acid biosynthetic process. The transcript is spliced from 5 exons.
AUGGGACUUGAAUUGGCAGACUGGUUAUCCAUUAGAGGGGCCCGUCAUCUUGUUUUGACUUCCCGGUCUGGUGUUCAAACCGGUUACCAGAGGAGGAAAUUACAACAGAUGGAGGUUCGAGGAACUAAGGUCGUUACUGCUGCUAAUGACGUCUCGAAACUAGCAGAAGCAGAAGACCUCAUUGAUAAACUGACGGUACCGCUUGGCGGGGUUUUCCACUUGGCAUUGGUACUUAAAGACGGUUUGUUUCUUGACCAAACACCGGAGUUCUUUAAACAAGUAUGUGACCCCAAAGUUGAUGGAGCAAAGAAUCUGGACAAAGUCACAAGACGAUGCUUUCCAUGUGUUGACCACUUUGUUGUAUUUUCCACGCUCAUGAGUAAGCUCGGAUAUGAAGGACUCUCCAACUACAGUUUUGCAAACUCGGCUAUGGAGAGAAUUAUUGAAUACAGACGACGUGAUAAUCUUGCAGUCGGAGGCGUGGGAGUUUCACAUAAGAGAUUGAAUGGACAGACCAAAGAGAUUUCUGGCACUACCUCACAAACCUUUGCCUCAUGUUUGGAAGUGCUGGGCCAACUGUUACUGCAACAAGAACCUGUGGUGUCCAGCUUUGUGCAUGCGGAGAAGGCAGACGCAGGAACCUAUCCCGCAAACAAUUUCUCAGAACGGAUUUUUGACAUUCUAGGUCUGCAAAAAGACCAGCUGACUUCAACCCAGACUCUUGAGAACCUCGGACUUGAUUCAUUUAAUGCGUUGGAGGUAAAGCAACUCAUUGAAAGAAAACGAAGGAAAAUAAUCUCAACACAGCACGUGAGAGAGUUGACGGUGGCUGAUAUUUUGGCAAUGGAUGAUUAG